AUGACUUGUGUGGCAGCCAGCCUACCCGAGACGAAACCAUUCAGCGCCUGGGCCUCGGGACACCAGCCGCGCGGCGCAGACGGCGGCGAGUCCCAGCCCUGGCGGCGCUCGCAGCCCCUGCCGGCCUGCGAGCCUCCGGCGCCCCCCCCUGUGCCGGCGCAGUCCGAGCCAGGGGCGGCCCGCUGGGGCGAGCUCGCGCGUGCCGCCGCCGCCGACUCCGCCUCGAGCGCGGAGUUCUCCGAGGUGCUCCGUGCGCGGGCCCUCCCGAAGGGCCUCGACCUUGCCCGGCUGCAGGGCGCGCUGCUAAGCUGCGUGGAGGGUCUGUACCGGGACCGGGUGCGCCCUGACGUCGGCGAGGUGCAGCGGCGCCUGCGUGGGUGCGGUUGGCAGGCCCGCGAGGCGGGCGCCGCGGCUGCGGUGGCCGCCCGCGAUUCCAGCCUCUACCACGUCGUGCCGCCGCAGGAGACGGCCAACCCCCGGCGAUCCUGCUGCGCUACGUGCCCCGCUGGUUCGCUGGCUGGGCGGACCUGGACGCCCCCGGCGCGCUGGCGCCGCAGCUGGGCCAGGCGAUUCACGACGUGGGCACGCGCCUGA
This is a messenger RNA of Prorocentrum cordatum, 594 nucleotides long. The record is from the annotation of a GenBank genome assembly. NCBI's taxonomy places the organism in Eukaryota, Dinophyceae, Prorocentrales, Prorocentraceae.